Oxyura jamaicensis (ruddy duck) is the source of this 1404-nucleotide messenger RNA. RefSeq names its product pancreatic lipase-related protein 2-like. Gene Ontology annotation, molecular function: triacylglycerol lipase activity; protein binding. The record is from RefSeq and is a predicted model, not a curated record. Gene Ontology annotation, biological process: lipid metabolic process. The coding region runs from base 1 to 1404 and encodes 467 amino acids. Lineage: Eukaryota; Metazoa; Chordata; Aves; Anseriformes; Anatidae. The transcript has 12 exons.
AUGUUUGCAGUCUGGAUCGCUACUCUUCUCCUUCUUGAUGCAGCCACAGGAAGGGAAGUGUGCUACGAAAGGCUUGGAUGCUUUACCGAUGAUCCCCCUUGGUCUGGGAUCCCUGGCAGAGAACUGACAGGCUUGCCCAGCCCUCCAGCAGCUGUGAACACCAAUUUCCUCCUUUACACUAGAGACAACACCAUGAAAUACCAAAAAAUUUCUCCUUCAAAUCCUUCAACUAUCAAAGCUUCAAAUUUUCGAGCACACAGAAAAACUCGCUUCAUUAUACAUGGCCAUCUUGGUGGAGCGGACCUCCCCUGGAUAUCAAACAUGUGCAGGCUCAUGUUUCAUGUUGAAGAUGUAAACUGCAUUUUGAUUGACUGGACAGGUGGCUCCAGUGGCUUGUACACCGAAGCAGUUAACAAUGUCCGCAUCGUGGGGGCUGAGCUCGUGUACCUUGUGAACCUUCUUGAGAAAGACUACGGCUACUCUCCCGCCAACAUUCACUUCAUUGGCCAUAGCCUUGGAGCACAUGCUGCAGGGGAGGCAGGGAGACGGAAACCUGGCAUUGGAAGAAUAACAGGUUUGGAUCCAGCUGGGCCUCUUUUCCAGUAUACUCCUAACAAGGUUAGGCUGGAUCCUUCCGAUGCAAAAUUUGUUGAUGUAAUUCAUACUCACGCUGGUCACCUCUUCUUUGACUUUGCUCCUGGGAUUCUUCAGACUUGUGGCCACCUGGAUUUUUACCCAAAUGGUGGGAAGAAAAUGCCAGGAUGCAAGCAGCUUCGAGUACCUCCCGCAGCUCGGGAUAUCAAUGACCUUAUGAGAGCAUAUAGAUCUAUUGGAUGUGGACAUAAAAGAAGCCUCCGGUAUUAUGCUGAAAGUAUUAUCACUCCAAAUGGAUUUCUUGGCUACCAGUGUGAAACAUACCGAGAUUUUAUAUUGGGAGCAUGCUUCCCGUGCCGAAAGGAAAGAUGCCCGCUGAUGGGUCAUUAUGCCGAUAUGUUUCCUUAUAAAACAGAGAAAGAACAGCAAAAGGUUUAUUUAAACACAGGGGCCUUCCCCCCAUAUUCUCGCUGGCGAAAAGAGAUAUGUGUCAGACUAUCUGCAACAGAAACUAUGAAGGGAAAUAUAGAUGUAGCCUUGACUGGUACUAAUGGGAUCAGGAGAAAAUAUACAAUUGACAAGGGAACUUUCAAGCCAGGCAAUACAUACUUGAACUAUAUCGAUACAGAAAUUUCUGGGAACAUUUCGAAAGUCGAGUUUCUCUGGAAGAAGCAUCUAGGUCAGGUACACAGAGGCUGCAUGGGAGCUGACGAAGUCACAGUAAUAUCUGGGGACGAUGGAAAUGUGUCUGUGUUCUGUGGCCAGGGGUCUGUGCAGCCAAACAAAUGGCAAACCCUGAUGCCUUGCUAG